ACGCUUUUUACUCAUCACUCAUCACUCAGCAGUUUACCAUCGAGUUCAUCACUCAGUCCACAUAGCGAGGUCACCUCCUACAAUUCCCGAUGUCUCCGAAAAUUCACACCCGAAGAUGUCUAUCAGCUUCGGCGAGAGCUGCAGGCCGACUACGCCACGCAACGGACGGUCGCGGAGCGGAGGCGGUGUUUACGCGAAGCUUGUGCCACAUUGUUCGAAUUGCGCAGUGAACUACUCGAUGAACAAAGACGAAAUGACUCGUCAAUGGCAUUUUUCGUGUUCGAAUACCAAGCCUUCUUGUGCUGGAUUUAUACGACAAUUCGAUUUGCCGGUUUCACUAGCGAAAUGGAUCGACAUUUUCGCGAAAUGAAGGAACACCACCGCAUCCUGCUGUCAGCCCUGCCAGCACGUGGUGAACCGUUCCUGUUGGCCGUUCUACGCUUCUCACAAAUGUGUGUCGAGUACGCUGCGUUGUGUGACGAAGAAGCACUGCAAUGGUGCCGCCUCGCCUACGCAAGAAAUCUCCCUCGGAAAAAAUCCUCGUCGUCAAACACUACACGAAGUGCAUCGUCGUUGAGCUCCUCAUCUUCAUCGUCAGAUGUGGAUGAAGUCCUUGCAAGACGGGAUUCUGACGCAUCGCCGCUAUGCUGCAGGAUCUACGCAGCAAUAUAUCCGAGAUUGAACUCGGAAUGGCUCUGA
This is a messenger RNA of Ostertagia ostertagi, 699 nucleotides long. Lineage: Eukaryota; Metazoa; Nematoda; Chromadorea; Rhabditida; Trichostrongylidae. The record is from the annotation of a GenBank genome assembly.